Molecule: messenger RNA, 1428 nt
Organism: Mesorhabditis spiculigera
Lineage: Eukaryota; Metazoa; Nematoda; Chromadorea; Rhabditida; Rhabditidae
Source: the annotation of a GenBank genome assembly
AUGAUCACUAACCAACUAAUGCCAAGAACAAAUGAUGUAGCUGGGGAAUCAAAAACGGCGUCACCAACCCUACGAGACCGACGCCUCAGCGGGGACUCUGGAUUUUCUUCACAAAACGCGCUCUCGGACGAUGAAUCUUGCCCGACGCGGGUCGACGAGGUGUUUGCCGAGGAUGUUAGCGAUGAAGAUGGCCUGCAGUUCGCUAGCAAUCUCGAAGUUGCUGCGCGCUUAUCCAUGAGCCCGCAGGCCACGGAUCUGAAGAGGGCAAUCGCCGCCAUGCGGCUUGAAUAUUCCAAGUUUACACCCACUUCCCUGGAGGAAGAUCUGCAAAUAAUGCUCUCGAGAUAUGAAGGCCUGAGAAACAAGCUUCAGGAUCUGACCGCAGUGGAUUAUGAACAAACCGUCUUGCUAGUCCAAAAGUUGUACAACAACGGACCUACUCCACUCCGCCUCGAUUUCCUUGAGCUCACCCAACUGGUCUUCCAUCUCUGCGCUGCAUUCAGGCCGAACAGGAUGCUGCGUAAUCAAUGUGCGCAGUACUUUUGCGAUGCAAUGACCCAGAUGGAAGAAGUUCUAGAGGCGGCAAUCUCUUUCGAACAACUGGAACGUUUGGCGCAGAUCCUGCAACACUGCCUCCAGUCGUUUAUGUUCUUCACAGAGACGCUAGACCCGUACUAUUACGCGAAGGGCAUGCGGCAUCUUACCCGCGCCCUAUAUGGCUUCGUCUAUGCAGUUGAAGGAUGCACUGAUUUCCAUGAAUUCCUCGAACAACAUACCGGUCGCAUUGAACAGCUGUCUUAUGAAGUUGCCUUCCUCUUCGAAAACUUCUGUCAUGUCUUCGAUACAAACGAAGAUGCCCAGCGAGCGUUCUCAUCACUGCGACUGAUUCACGAAAAGCGCGGAAGUACACACCCCUGGGAACUGCUUCGGAUGAUCAACAAGGCGAUCGGAAGCUUUUCAAAGAUGCCGGAACCAAUUUCUGCCGCAAAGCUUCUGCAAAAGCUGAUGGGCUCGAUAAGGAGUCCCUUUCUGGAGCAGACUGACGAACGAGUGGUUGCAGAAGUUCAGAGCAACGUAGAACAGGCACUCCCCGGUGGCUUCAUAGCCCGGGAGGAAAUGAUCUUCAAUGGAGUCCGCGUCGGUAGUAACGUUCAUGUGCCAUGGAAGAUUUUUUUGAACCAAAAUGGACCGGUUCCGGAGGAAGCCACGGCUGGAAAGUCAAGCAGCAUUGCAGUCUCUUCGACGUCGCAAACACCAAAGCCGGUCACCUCUGUGGAGUGUUGGUACAUCGCGCCUCGGAAACAACAAUUUAUUGAUAGCAGCUCGCAGCAAACUCCUUUGAAGAAGUUACGUCUGAAGCCGUCUUUCGCCUACCCGUUGGCCAAGCUACCUCAUUUUUACAACAGGACACCAUGUGUAUACAACAGC